AACGCUUUCGCGUGGGGGGGAAGACGAAGAGGAGCCGUCCGAGUUCCCGUGGAAGAGAGCUCGUGAGCCGAUGCCGAUGGUCCCCGCGCAGGAUGAGCCCGAAGGGGUGAUGAGCAGCAGGCAGGAUGAGCCCCGAGUGAAGAGCUCCAGUUUCUCCUUGUCGGGGGACUCGACUCACAACCAGGCGAUGGUUCACUGGUCUGGACCCAACAACAGCGUUAUCCUGAUCCUCACUAAACUGUAUGACUUCAACCUGGGAAGUGUCACUGAAAGUUCUCUGUGGAGGUCAGCGGACUACGGGACGACUUAUGAAAAACUGAAUGAUAAAGUAGCGUCAAAGACAAUUCUCAGUUACUUGUAUGUGAGCCCAACAAACAAGAAAAAGAUAAUGGUGCUGAGUGACCCGGAGGCUGAGAGUAGCGUGCUGAUCAGUGCUGACGAAGGAGCCAGCUUUCUGAAGCUACGUUUGACCUUCAACAUACUGAGUCUGCUAUUCCACCCAGUUGAGGAAGACUGGAUACUCGCCUACAGUCACAACCAAAAGCUCUACAGUUCAAUGGAUUUUGGAAGAAAAUGGCAGCUGGUCCUCGAGCAUGUAACUCCAAACAGGUUCUACUGGGCUGUGACAGGGCUGGAUAAGGAAGCUGAUUUGGUCCACAUGGAGGUCCGUAUGCCGAAUGGACGUGCUCGUUAUGUCACAUGCAGGGUUCAGUCCUGCACGGAAGGCGGCAGAACGUACCCCUUCCGCGGCUCCAUUGACACCAGCUCCCUGGUCGUGCAGGACAGCUACGUGUUCAUCCAGGUGACGACAGCUGGACGAGCCUCGUACUACGUGUCGUACCAGCGAAGACCAUUCCAGAAGAUCAGACUGCCGAAAUAUUCGCUGCCCAAGGACAUGCACAUUGUCAGCACAGACAAGAACCAGGUGUUUGCAGCUGUGCAGGAGUGGAAUCAGAAUGACACGUAUAACUUGUACACGUCGGACACAGAGGGCAUUCAUUUCACCCUGGCCUUGGAGAAUGUGAAGACGAGCCGAGGGCAGGAGGGGAACAUCGUGAUUGACCUCUAUGAGGUGUCAGGGAUCAGUGGGUUGCUCAUCGCCAACAGGAAGGUGCAGAACAGCGUUAAGACCUACAUCACGUACAGCAAGGGCCACGACUGGCGGCUCCUGCAGGCUCCUUCGACUGACCUGGCUGGCAAUGCCAUUCACUGUGUGCUGCCAUUCUGUUCCCUGCAUCUACAGCUGAAAAUGCCUGAAAACCCCUUCAGCUCUGGAGGUAUCUGCAGUGAAAGUUCAGCUCCUGGAAUUAUAGUGGCUGCAGGCAAUGUUGGCACUGAACUAUCCUACAGCGGUACGGGAAUGUUCAUCUCCUCAGAUGCUGGAAACACAUGGAGACAGAUUUUUGAGGAAGAGCACAGCAUCUGGUUUUUGGACCACGGUGGAGCACUGCUAGCUGUUGCUCAAGCAGCAGGACCAAUCAGACACUUCUGGCUCAGCUUCGACGAGGGCCUGCAGUGGGAGAGACACAGCUUCUCCCGAGUUCCGCUGUAUGUGGAUGGCAUCCUGGUCGAGCCUGGGAUUGAGAGCCACAUUAUGACGUUUUUUGGACACUUUAGUCAUCGUUCUGAAUGGCAACUCAUCAAAAUUGACUACAAAUCUGUUUUCACACGGGAAUGUACACAAGGGGACUAUCAGACAUGGCACCUGCUCAACCAGGGGGACCCUUGUGUGAUGGGACAGAAGCAGAUGUUCAUGAAGCGCAGGCCGGGAAGCCAUUGCAUGCAGAGGAAGGACUAUCCCAGGGUGUUCUCUGCUGAGUCCUGCAUCUGUACAGCCAGUGACUUUGAGUGUGACUAUGGUUAUGAUCGCCGUGGAGAUGGAUAUUGCUCCCCUUCCUUCUGGUUCUAUCCCACCGCUGUAUCUGGAAGCUGCAGUCAUGGGCGGAGCGACUUCAACGGCACGGGGUACCGGCAAGUGGUGUCCAACAACUGCAAGCAGGGUAUGAAGGAGCUGUACACAGCCAGAAGGCAGCCCUGCCCCACCCAGCCCCCGAGGGGGCUUCAGCUUGUCACCAGCGAUGGGCGGCUGAUGGCUUUGAUGGGCAACAAUGUCACCUUCCUGGUCUCUCUGGAAGAGGGUGACUCACUGAAGAUGAAUAUUUGGUUUGAUUUUGGAGAUGGCAUCACAGUCUCCUACUCUAAUCUUAGCUGGGCAGAAGAUGGCAUCAAGCAUGUUUACAAGACUGCUGGCUUAUUUAGGGUCACCACUCUAGCUGAAAACAGCCUGGGAUUCGACUCAGCGACCUUGUACCUCCACAUAACCUGUCCAGUAGAACGCCUCCAUCUCUCUGCUCCUGUUGUAGCACUGCAGAACACAGAGGUCAAUCUGACAGCCCUAGCCUGGCCCAUGCAUUCCAGGAUAGUAAUGUUCUUCUGGUGGAUUGGGAACAGCACAGAGCCCAUCAUAACUCUCAAGGGCAGCCUUUCACAUCGCUUCUCCUUUGAAGGGAUGACCACAGUGACAGUGCAGGUGUCUUCUGGGAACACCAUACUACAGGACACAAGGACUGUAGCUGUUCAAGAAUUCUUCAAAUCGCUACUUCUGUCUUUCUCUUCCAAUCUGGAUGAGUACAACCCUGACAUCCCUGAGUGGAGGCAGGAUAUGGAGAAGGUCAUCAAGGCAGCGCUGCUCAAGGUAUCAGACGUUCCCAAGCAGAACUUGCUGGUGGCGUUGUUCCCAGGAAUCCCCACUAUUGCAGAGCUCUUCCUGUUGCCUCACACUGAUCAGCCAGGCAGCAGCAGCAGAAGCAAAGAGGAGCUAAUUCGGAUUUCAGAGGUUCUAAUUAGUGUCCUGAACCAGAAUUUGGUUGAGUUUGAGUUGAAACCUGGUGUUCAAGUAACUGUUUACAUCACACAGUUAACUUUGGCUCCUCUGGUGGACUCCAGCUCCACCCAGCACACUUCAGCUUUACUCAUGCUCCUUGCUGUGGUCUUCGUUGGAUUAGCUGUGUUUUCGAUUUACAAGUUCAAAAGAAAAAUCCCUUGGAUCCAUGUCUAUGCAGAGGUGAACCAUGAGAAGGAACAGGAGAUGAUUGGCUCGGUGAGCCAAAGCGAGAGAAUGCCGAAAAUGACACCGAGUGACUUUACUUCCCAAGUGGAACUCCUGGACAAUGAACUGCAAGUCAGGAUUAAAGGUGAGAUCACGCGUGAACUCCCCAACUGCACAAGUGUCUAAUGGACAGAGCUGCAGGUUCAGACCCGAAGACACACAACACACAGAGGUUCUUCCUUCUUUUAUACUUCUGGAAAAACAGCAAAUAUUUUUUUAAGAAUUUAAUUUCUACAGCUUGUAUGGUUGUCGUUUGAAAGAUAACGCGAGUUAUUUUAC
This is a messenger RNA of Scleropages formosus (Asian bonytongue), 3388 nucleotides long. Its product is annotated as VPS10 domain-containing receptor SorCS3-like. Gene Ontology annotation, molecular function: protein binding. The record is from RefSeq and is a predicted model, not a curated record. The transcript has 27 exons. Gene Ontology annotation, cellular component: membrane. NCBI's taxonomy places the organism in Eukaryota, Metazoa, Chordata, Actinopteri, Osteoglossiformes, Osteoglossidae. The coding region runs from base 71 to 3235 and encodes 1054 amino acids.